AUGUGCGGCAUCCAUGCCGCCAUAUCAGCGGAUGCAGGUCGUCACCAGUUGGCCCCAGGCCUCGAGCGAAGGCUUCGGAACCGUGGGCCUGACCAUCUUGGAGCCGUAGAGGUGCAGCUCUGUUCAGGCGAGAGCGCCCUUCAUUUAACCCUGACCUCGACGGUUCUGUCGCUGCGCGGAGACCAUCUUGCAAAACAACCCCUGGAGGACGCGGAAUCCGGAUCUGUGCUUUGUUGGAACGGCGAAGCCUGGAAACUUGGCGGAAAGCCUGUUGAGGGCAACGAUGGCGAGGCUGUCUUAGCCCUGCUGACGACUGCGAGUCGUAACACCAGUAGCGAGGAUAGUGUCCUCGACGCCCUACGAACCAUCGAGGGACCCUUUGCCUUCAUCUUCCUGGAUAAGAGAGCAAAGAAGCUGUACUACGGGCGUGACCGCCUUGGACGUCGUUCACUACUGCUGAAAAGGGGAGACGAGUUUCUGCUCUCCAGCAUAGCGGAAGCCCCUGCCGUGGGAUGGGCCGAAGUUGAAGCAGAUGGCUGUUAUACUAUUCCGCUGGAUGGAGAAAACUCUCCGGCGGAGCUGAUGCCUAUUCGCCAUGAUUGGGACCAGAACAAAGACUUGGUAUCAAGUAUUGGCAUUUUCAACGCCUCUAUUCCUACUACCCCGACGACUCCCCUAACCAGCCAGUCUCUCUCAGUAAAGCAGCUGCGGGAUCAUCUGAUGGAGUCACUCCAACUUAGAGUUCUAAACGUUCCAAGACCUCCAAUGGCGGAAACGUCAGACGCGCGCGUUGGCGUGUUAUUCUCAGGAGGGCUAGAUUGCACGGUCCUGGCCCGACUUUCCAGUGACAUAAUUCCACCGGGACAAGCUAUUGAUCUGAUCAACGUGGCAUUUGAGAAUCCUAGGAUUGCUUCGCAAAACAAAAACCUGUCCACAGCUGAGUUGUAUGAGCUCUGUCCCGACAGGAUGACUGGGAGAAAGUCAUUUGCGGAGCUGCUAGCUGUCUGCCCAGGCAGACAGUGGCGAUUCGUUACUGUAAAUGUUCCAUAUGAAGAAACCAGCGCUCAUCGAGCAGAGCUGAUAGACCUCAUAUACCCCCAUAACACUGAAAUGGAUCUCUCGAUUGCUUGUGCCCUGUACUUUGCUUCAAGAGGACAGGGGAUGGGACAGCUGAGCUCGGAGUUAGAGGCGGCUGAACCAUAUAGUACGACAGCCCGGGUAUUGCUGUCGGGGCUUGGCGCGGACGAGUUAUUUGGCGGAUAUGUCCGGCACGCUACCGCUUUUACACGAAGCGGAUAUCCAGGUCUAAUAGACGAACUGAAGCUGGACGUCGGCCGGCUAGGCAAGAGAAACUUGGGGCGAGACGACAGGGUCUUGGCUCAUUGGAGCAGAGAGGUGAGGUUUCCAUACCUUGACGAGAGCCUCGUGAAGUGGGCCAUUGAGCUGCCUGCAUGGGAGAAGUGUGACUUUGACAACCCGGGAACCGGGAGUGAUUUGGAACCCGAGAAAAGGGUCCUGCGUCUCCUUGCUGACAGCCUGGGUAUGCGCUCUGUGGCAGCAGAGAAGAAACGAGCGAUACAAUUUGGAGCGCGAACUGCCAAGAUGGAAAGCGGCAAGGUCAAGGGUACUACUCUGCUUCUUCCUUGA
Molecule: messenger RNA, 1647 nt
Organism: Trichoderma harzianum CBS 226.95
Lineage: Eukaryota; Fungi; Ascomycota; Sordariomycetes; Hypocreales; Hypocreaceae
Exons: 4
Coding region: 1-1647 (548 amino acids)
Molecular function (GO): asparagine synthase (glutamine-hydrolyzing) activity
Source: RefSeq, a predicted model, not a curated record